AAGAAGAAGAAAAUCUCGGUCGCCUUAUUUGGAGAGGCGCCAUUUUUUUCCCCCUGGCUGGAACCUCGGCGGCUUUUUUCCCCCUCUUCUCUUCUCUUCUCCUCGCUCUCUCUCUCCGCUCCCGGGUUUCGGGCGGCGACUGCCUCGCCUCCGCCCGGCGCCUUCCUCGCGCGCCCUCCCCCGGCUGACAGCUCCGACGCCGCCGCUGAGCUGCCAUGGCCCCGGCGCCCCUCCGGCACCCCGGACAAGCCCCGGGCGACUUUCGGGGGCUCCCGCGAGGGGCCUGGAUCGGGAUCGUCUGAGCCUCUUUUUGCUUUUUCCCCUCCGCCGAUCCCCUCCGGCGCACGGCGCCGCCUUUGCCUGCCUGCCUUUCCUCUCGCCCUCCGGCCGCCGCCCGACCCCCGGAUUCGGAGCUGCCUGCGCUUCGGGUUACGCGCCCCGCGGAUCCCCCUCCGUGCAAGGGGGGGAAAAAAAGGAAAGAGAGAGAGACUGAAGCAGAGCGCGGGAGGCGAUGGUUGCAGAGCUGAGACUUUUUGAGUUCCUUCUUGUGGUCCGACAUUUCGACCUCUAAGAAAAGCCAAGUGGAAUCUCGACUUCUCUUCUGGGGGGGGAGGGGAAGGAUCCCCUCGUCUUCAGCUCAGUCGCCUCUGCUCCUCCCCCCAUAAACUUUUCGGAGCCUGGGGGAUUGCUAUGGAGCCCAGGGAAAAUUUAGGCCCUUCCCGGCCGAGAGGAAAUGAGACGGACUUCUUGGCAUCUACUAUUGCUUCUGCCAAAGCUCCUUCUGCUCUUGGAGGAUCUGGGGAGAUCCUGCUCUCUACGUCUGGCUCUGCGAAAGGGAUCUCGGGGAGUGGGGAUCACCAUCGUAUGGAAAUUGAGGAAGAAGAUGAGCUUUGCUCCAGGAGGGAUGUGGAUUCGAUUUCCAACGCCGACAGCGAGAAGUGGGUAGCCGGUGACGGUCUGGAGGAACAGGAAUUCUCCAUCAAGGAGGCCAACUUCACCGAGGGAAGCUUGAAGUUGAAAAUCCAGACCACCAAGAGGGCCAAGAAGCCCCCCAAAAGCCUGGAGAACUAUAUCUGCCCUCCAGAGAUCAAAAUCACCAUUAAGCAAUCUGGGGAGCCCAAACUUUCAAGAGCUGGGAAAAACAGCAAAGCCUCCAGAGAAGAAGACCACUCUCACUCCAAAAAGAAGGGUUAUGACAGGCUGCAGAAACAUUCCGUGGUUCACUACGAUCCAGAGCUACCGCAGGAUUUCACCAGCGACACCUUAAAAUCACGGCACCAGCAAAGAAAUAGCAACCAACAUCAUCUCGACUGGUCGUUGACUUCUGAGUCUGGAUCGACUUCGCAAGCUUGCUUCGUUGCUCCGGAGUCAAACCGAGAAGCCAAUAAUUCCCCUAAGGUCUCGGGGUCAGAGGCUGGACUGUCGUUCAGCAAAUCCCAAGUUAAGAAGGCAAAUUCCAGCAGCGCCUGGGCUCAGCUGACCAGCGGCGGUAGUAACAAAGACCUUCCCUCUUGCAUUGCAACCCCGGGGUCAAACUCUCAUGGAUUAGCAUCCCAGUCUAACAAUCUGGUUGACUGCAGUGGAUUUUUGAGUCAAGAGGGAGGCGGACAAGCAGACCCCCUUGAUCAAACCAACACCAGCUCCAAGAAAAAAUCCAGUAAGAAAGACUUAAUCAACCAGACCGCCCCAAAUACAGACCUAGAAUGGGUGAAGAACACUCAGAAGUCAUUGGAAGCCCAACCCAAUGUCCACAUGGAUGGCAAAAAGGAACCCAGCGCAACCAAGCCGCCAUCGCCCCGACAGAGCCCAAACUCUGCCAACCUUUCUGAAAACGAUUCAAGCCACGUGCGAAUCACUAUCCCGAUCAAAGGUCCAAUAGGGGAGCCACCUGGUCACAAAAGGAAGAAAAGACAGUCAACCAAAGUUGCUCCCGAGAAGACGGAAAAAUCUCAAUUUUCUGGGCAACAUGUAAGCAGUGAUGGAGCCAGCCGGAGUAGCAACCAAACAGACUUGUGUAAGAAAGAUCCCCGGGUCACAAAGACAGGGAAAGCGCCUGAGAUCGAAUCUCCAUCCAUUGUACCCAUGGAAAAAAACGAGAUGACCAAUAAAUCGCCCUCGAGCAAUGCGACCAGGCUCAGAAAGGCCACAACCAUCACAUCCGUUUCAGUGACGAAUGAUAUCCCUGCCCUCAGCAAGCAUUCAGAGAUUCAGCACCCCAAAUUUUCAGCCAAACGAAGGUGGACUUGUAGCAAACCUAAAAACGAGUUCCGGGAACUUUCUCUGGGUCCAUCUGAGAAGCUGAUGAUAGAGCCUCCGUCCGCUUAUCCCAUAACACCAUCUAGCCCUCUCUAUACCAACACAGACAGUCUGACGGUGAUAACCCCCAUCAAGAAGAAGAGGGGCCGACCCAAGAAACAACCUUUGCUCACCGUCGAGACCAUCCAUGAGGGAACGUCCACCAGCCCAGUCAGCCCAAUCAGUCGGGAGUUCCCGGGUACAAAAAAAAGAAAGAGGAGGCGAAACUUGGUGACCCUGGCUGAGAUGCCUUCAGGAGAAGAACACUCGGCCAGUGAGUUGAAAUUUCACAAAAAGGUGGGCAAACUUGGUGUCCUGGAUAAGAAGACCAUCAAGACGAUCAACAAAAUGAAGACCCUCAAGAGGAAGAACCUCUUGAGCCAGAUCUUAUCGUGUUCCAGUAAUAUAUCUUUGAAAGCCAAAACCCAGCCACCGGCCACCUCGGGGACUCCAACGAUCGAUGCGAGGUUAGGAAAGCAAAUCAAUGUGAGUAAACGAGGGACGAUCUACAUAGGCAAGAAGAGGGGAAGGAAGCCAAGAUCUGAGUUGCAGUCUCCACAGGAAGACCCUAAGGCGGUCGUCAAACAUUCGAGGCCUGUAUCUAGCCAGCCCGAUCACCCAGCCGUGCCUUCAACCUUGCAGUCUCUCGUGACCUCUUCACCAGCAACGGUUCACCCGCUGUCCAUGCAGCUAGCGGGCUCUCACGACAACCUUAGCCCUGCCAGGACCGACACCAAUUUUUCAGAGUUAAAGACGAUGCCAAAUCUACAACCCAUCAGCGCGCUCCCCACCAAAACUCCAAAAGGAAUCCACAGCGGGACUUGGAAGUUGUCCCCACCCAGGCUCAUGGCCAAUUCUCCUUCCCACCUGUGCGACAUCGGUUCUCUGAAGGAAAUCACGCUGUCUCCUCUGAGCGAGUCCCACAGCGAAGAAACCAUCCCGAGCGACAGCGGAAUUGGUACGGACAACAACAGCACCGCAGACCAAGCCGAGAAGACUUCGGAAUCGCGUCGAAGAUACUCCUUCGAUUUCUGUAGUCUGGACAACCCAGAAGCCGUCCAAUCGGACACCAGCAGUAAAAACAGGCACAGCCACAGGCCGAAGCAUCUCAUGGUGGACAACUUUCUCUCCCACGAGUCCAUAAAGAAGCCAAAGCACAAGAGGAAGAGGAAAAACUUACAGAAUAGAGAUGACCUCCAGUUCCUGGCUGACCUGGAGGAGCUGAUCAGUAAGUUCCAAGUCUUCAGAAUUUCUCACCGAAGCUACACGUUCUAUCACGAGAAUCCGUACCCCAGCAUUUUCAGGAUCAAUUUUGAUCCCUACUAUCCUGUGCCAUAUAUCCAGUACGACCCAUUGCUGUAUCUUCGCAGGACCUCUGACAUGAAGUCUAAGAAAAAGCGCGGUCGGCCUGCCAAAACCAAUGACACCAUGACGAAGGUGCCUUUCUUACAAGGGUUUGGUUACCCUAUUCCCAGCGGGAGUUACUAUGCACCCUACGGAAUGCCUUACACAUCAAUGCCUAUGAUGAACCUGGGCUACUACAGUCAGUACCCGGCCCCGUUGUACUUGUCUCAUACCCUAGGCACGGCGUCUCCUUUCAUGAGGCCUACGGUGCCACCUCCCCAGUUCCAUCCAAGUUCUCACAUGAAGAUGCCCAACACUGCCAAGCAUAAAGCCAAGCACGGCGUCCACUUGCAGACGCCCGUAGGGAUGGGCCUUGGAGAUGUCCAUUCCUCAUUGACCUCUGCCAAGGUGUCGGGGACCAGUUUAUCCAGCAGCCGACUUCACAAAAGGAAACACAAACAUAAGCACAAACACAAGGAGGAGCGGAUAUUGGGGGCUCACGAUGACCUCAGCCGCCUCUUCGCAAGCAAGUCUCCCGGCUUCUCCAGCCAUUCGGUGGGGGAGAGGUUAAAUGUCUCCGAGAAGGACCUGUCCUUGUUGACCGAGAAAGGCAAACAGAAGGACAAACAGAAGCACCAGCACUGCGAAGCUGGACACAAGGGGUCCAAGAGUAGUUUUGAGGUGGACACCCUCUCUACAUUGUCGCUCUCCGACACUCAGCAGUGGGUCAAGGAUAAGAACAGCUCAAACAGCGAUGACCCCUGCCUGAAGAAAUACGGCGGGAGCACAGAGAGCGGUACGAGAGCCGAUGUAAUGGAUGUCUUUGGCGAAAUGAAUUCUGCUGGUGACAAGCGAGACGGGGACUCCAGCGGAGGAAAGAGAAGGAGCUUUGACGGAUUUGGGACCUACAGGGAGAAGGACUUUCAGACGUUCAGAGCAAGUAGGAAGGACAGGAACUCGUACGAUUCCUCAACUGUUUCAGGAAUGACCAGUUCUCACCUAAAAACAGACCAGGCUUUGCUCCAUAGUAAGAAUGAAUGUUCCGCUUCGACAGCAGCGACGCGUCGGAAACCCGCAGCUCUCAAUGGCAUUGCCACGUCUUCGACCCCAAUCUUAUCUCUCUUACCUUCUCCAACAGCAGCAGAAACAGCCAGCUCAACCCUCAAGAAGAGGUUCAAGCGCUGUGAAAUCGAAGCAAUCCAGUGUGAGGUACGUAAAAUGUGCAACUACACCAAGAUCCUCUCCACAAAGAAGAACCUGGACCACGUCAACAAAAUCCUGAAAGCCAAACGGUUGCAGAGACAAUCGAAAACGGGGAAUAAUUUUGUCAAGAAGAGGCGAGGCCGUCCACGGAAGCAACCCCCUUCGUUUGACGAAGACUCCGGAGACCAAAUGCCUGUGCUGGAGAAAUGCGUGGACCUGCCUUACAAACGAGGUCAGCGCCUUCUUCUGAACUCUGUGAUACUGGAACAGGCCAGCGGUCAAGAUCCAGUGGCCGCCACCAUUGAGGCGGUGGUCCACAUGGCUCGAGAAACCACUCCGUCUCCCCACCUCCCGGUCCCACCGUCACGGACGUCAAGAGCCGGAAAGCGGAAAAGCAAGUCGCAACCACAUCCAGAGGCUGAGGAGGACGAAGUGAAAGGAAAAAGGCAUCGGAAGAAUAAAGGAAGCGAGAACGAACACCUUCCCUAGUAUUUGACACGGUCAACAAAAGACAGAGGGGGAACGUUGAGCCAGUAGGCUGGAGCGGAAAAACUCUAGUUCACAUCUUCUACAGCAGGGGUCCCCAAACCUGGCAACUUUAAGACUUGUGGACUUCGACUCCCAGAAUUCUCCCAGAAUUCUGGGAGUCGAAGUCCACAUGUCUUAAAAGUUGCCAAGUUUGGAGACCUCUGUUCUACAGCAUCAAAUUUGCUCUAUAUUUCAGUAGCACAGCAGCCAAUUUCAUCCACUCAUCGUCCCCUUCCUCCUCCUCCUCAUCAUCAUCAUAACAAUAAGAACUCAACCGCGAUGGGAACCCCUCAAUUAAUAACAGGGGAGAGAGGGUACGGAAGACGUUCUUCAAACUUUUACUGAGUUUUGCUUUUUUUUAUAUUGUCGUUGUUCAGACAAGUCACCAUUGUUCUUAUGUCUCCCAGAAGUCCCCAGAGGGUAGGAGAACAUGGUGUCCUUACCAUUACAGUCAAUAUCUUUUCUCAAAUGAUGGUCCUUGCCCCCUUUUUUUGGUAGGUAACAUUGAAAUCACCAGCAACGUUUCUGGUCACCACUGGGACAACGAACAGGGAAAAUAUGUCUUUCCUGCCACACAGCUAUUAAAUCACAAGAGUUCUUGCCCAGAGGAACCAAGAUGUUAGGUUACAUCUGAAAAUCGCAUUCCCCGCCCCCCCCUUUUUUUUUUUCAAAAAAUAAUAAUUAUAAUGCAAAUUCUUUAAAUGUGCUUUUCCUUUCUAAAAAGGUUUCAUUGGGUCUGGAGAGAACAUGAGAAGAAAAUUUGUCUAGGCUGAUGGUAACCAAAUGUCUAACUCUAACCCAAUCUGGAGAGAUAUUUGCCGCUAAUUUUGAAAAGUGUUUAUUUUUUUCUCUUUCCUAGAGUGCCCGAUGAAAAGGAAAUUGGUUUUCAAAAUGAGUCAUGUAGGAAGAAAAUAAGGAACCAUGUAGGAUAGAUGAAGGGAGUCCUUUUAAACGUGAAGCGCUUGUGUUCGCCUCCCUUGAACAAUUGCUGCCGAGUGGGUUGUGCAUUUUCAAAAUGGGCGCCAUUGCUUGUCGAUUUGUUUGAAAACUUCAGUUUUUACUGUCCCAACUAAGUGCUCUGACGGUCGGACUGGCUGAUAGAAGCAAGAAUUUUCCAGCAGCUUCAGCUGGCUAGUAGAUUUGCAGAAAAAUGGAGACCCACCAAGGUGUCUUCAAAAAGAAAAAAAAUCAAGAUGGCGGUCACAACAAUGCGAUGCCUUUUUGUGUAUGCACACCACAUCAGUGCGUACACAAAAUAUGACCAUGGUGUGACCCUCAGCUGGGUUCUUUUGAUUCACCCGUGAAUGCCCUUAUAAGCUAUCGGCAAAAUAAAUAAAAACCAAUAGGAAUGUACAGUGAUGCUAUUUUCAAAAGGCAAAUGAAAAGGAUCCAAGAUGGAAAAAUAGAGAUUACUCAUAGCAAAUUUGUGCUAAUUACGAGAAACAUUUCUGCACGUUAUGUGUCUAGGGCUGUUGGGUUUUUGUUUUGUUUUUUCAAUACAGUGGAAAAAAUAAAUAAAUAGGAAAAGCCAUUUUGAAGUAAUAAUUCAACCAGAAAAAUCUAACAGAGGAAAAACCAUGUAAAUUUCUCAACGCAGAAUUUCUCAACGAAAAUUUUAAAAUGACCAAGUGUUCUUAUCUUAAAAAAAAGAAAUAAUAAUGUUUUAAAGAAAUCUAGAUGUUCAAAAGAUAGUGUUUGAAUUAAUGCCACUCUGCGGGUCUCUCCUUCCAAGGAGUGGUUGCCUUAAUAAAUUGAAAAAUAUUUGGGGUGGGGCUGUCCUGUAUAUAAUGUAAUUAUAAAGACGAAGGGAGAAAUCAAAUCUGCAUGGAACCCAACUUUUGUGUGAUCCAGUUGUUGUUUUCUUUUUAAAAUUGUCAUUUCCAAUUGACCAGAUCACCCUUUUUUCAUUGCGUUGUUGGCUUCGCUUUCUGAAGACAGAUUUGAUUCGCUAACUCAGUACGUUUGUGUUGUUUUGCAUUAAGCAGCAUAUUUUUACAUUGUCCUUUUAUGGCGUUAAUGAUCCUUCCCCUGACAAGAAAAGAAAAGCAAAACAAAGGAAGAUAAAAGCAGUUGUUGAUAACUUCCUUUCUGUUCUCCCAUUAAUUUUAUAAUAAUCUUAUUUGGGUGAGGGGAGGUGGUAAACCAAGCAGGGCAUAAUGUAUGCAAUAAGCUGAGUCUGAAGAUGUUUUAGCAAAACAAAAUAAUAAUAAUGAAAUAAGUCAAAGCAGUUGCUGAGUUUGGAUUCAGUAUGAGGGAUAACCUCUUCGGACUAUUUAGAACCAAAAAUUUCCCCUUCUUAAAAUUUGAUAAAUAAAUGAAUAACCAGUUCUAACCGGUUAUAUAACCAGUUCUAACUGGAACAGCUACCCUGAUCCUAAGGUUAUUUCACUGUUUUUGAAGCAAAAAUCUAUCUUUGCAACUAUUAGCAAGGCCUCCUUAGACCAGAAGUAUCCUAUUUUAAUUUUUAUUUUUUGAUCAGACAGGAUUCCUCAAGACUACAAAGCCCAAAGGGAACGGAAUCAGAUCUAAAACUAAAACCGAUCUCAUUCCAUUAAAAUGUCUUGUUCAAGUCUCCAUUAAACAAAUGCAAUUAAAAUCAUUUUCCCCAUAUGGUUGUAUGCCUAAGGUCACGUUUAUUAUUUUUUUUAAGUAACUUUUGGAAAAGUUUUGGAGGUUAUACUGAAAGCAGAGAGUGCCUUUGGAGAUUCUCCGUCAUCCAGGUCAUGGGUUGUCCCAAAGGUGCUUUUUUCAAGAGGCAGCUGGAUUUCCUUUGUUUUUCCUUGAAGAUGUUUCGCAUCUCUGACUGAUCUGUGGAGGUUUCUUGGAUCAGAAGAGAAACGUCUUCAAGGAAAAACAAAGGAAGUCCAGUUGCCUCUUGAAAAAGGCCUUUGAAAGCCGAGAGGUGCUCCUGGUUUUGCAUUGUGGAGUCUUUUAAAAUGUCAAGGAAGACAUCAACGCCAAACAGAGCUGGACUGGGUAACCUCAAAAGCUUCCUUCCACCCACCUCUGUGGUUCUAAGUGAUGAAAUGUCCUACAAACCACAGGGCCAACCUAUCUUUCACUGCCCACAUGCUCCACAUCCUCUUUAGUGUAUCUAUUCCCUCCAUGCUGUGAUUUGACAAAAAUUCUCAUAAGUCUUUCAAGGAGACGUUUCAUCAGCCCUAGCGAUGUCACCAUCUGGGUUUUCGUUCCCACAUUGCCAUAAUCCCGGUAAAUUUGAAGCAGAGCCAAACUAGUAUUUCAUUGCUUAGUUUUCCCUAUGUGGAUGCUACCAAAAUAGAUGUCUCAGAAGAAUGUCAUUUUUUUUUUAAGCGAGAUGGAUGGAUUGAUUGGGGUUGCUCUCUACCUCUGCACCAAAGAAAAUUGAUGUGAACUAAACAACAGUGAUAAUUAAAACAAAAAGACAGGUAAUACCUAUAGUAUGCCACAGCAAUUGUAGAUGAGGUACCCAAGCAAUGUAAUGAAGACCAAGAACAGGAAGAGCAACUUCUGCAAAAUCCUUUGAAGCAGUUGCAAUUCAAGUAAAUCUACAUUGAGGUUCCUGUCUUGAUACAAGCCAACAUAGAUUGUAGACCACAGAUUGUAGACCUUCAAACAAUUUACCAUUUUAGUUUAUCAAAUCCCUUUUGGAGAAAAUGACGGUAGCGCACAUGAGGGAGAGCCGCUAAAAAUAGCCAUGAUGAGUCUCCAUGUAAAAUUCUCUCCGUCUUUGAACUCACUGGUUUCUUAAAACUCAUUUGAAUUCUUUUAAUUUAAUUUUAGUUUUAAUUUCUUUUUUUUUCCCCUUUUCAUUGCAACCAAAAGAUUAAGUCUUCAGUAGCAGAAUGAGGGUCUGUGAGUGAUUUUGAAUUUAAGAUGUUGAGUUAUAGGUGAUAACUGUUUUCUUGGGGGUUUGAUCAUCAGGAAAAGGCCUCUCAAGCCAAUUUGUUUCUUUCACUGGCAUUUAAUGGGUGAAUUGUGUCUGAUACUUCACAUGCUCAUAGGGACACUUGUAAUUUGUUCUCCUGACAAUGAUAAGACACCUUCAGUGACUUGAUUUACAUAUUGGCCAAGAAUUGUUCAGUCAUUGGAAAGACCAGAGCUUUGCUUCCCUCAAAACGUAAUAAUUGAUACAUGUAAAAUACGUUUCAUCAAGUCCUAUCAGAGAUGCAUUAACAUAACAUAAUAACAUAACAUAAUAACAGAGUUGGAAGGGACCUUGGAGGUCUUCUAGUCCAACCCCCUGACGAGGCAGGAAACCUUACACCAUUUCAGAAAAAUGGCUAUCCAACAUUUUCUUAAAAAUUUCCAGUGUUGGAGCAUUUACAACUUCAUUGUAGUUGUAAUUGGAGCAUUAAAGUUAAAGAUUCCUGCCUCCCUUUCAACUUCAAAAUUUCAAAAAAAAAAAAGAAAGAAAGAAAGUAUAUUUGAGGACCAGAUGAACAGAAGCGGCAAGUUGUGUUUUAUUUCUGGGGAACAUCUAAAAACAAUUGCCACAAUUAUUACAAAUCAUUGAGACUCGGUAGUUAAAAAUAUAUCCGCCCAAAAAUGUAGGAAUGAACACCUAAUGCAAAUAUAAAGCUGCACUUUCAGAUUACCGCCCGGAUGUAAACCCAAUGAAUAGGAAGGAGCAUUGUAUUUCAAAAGGCCAUCCUGAUUUUUGAACCAAUAUUCAUUGACAAGGCAUCUUUAUAAAAUUACAAGAAUCGUCUUUAACCAUUUCCAAUCUAGAGAUACCCAGGACAGAUUUUUUUUUAUUUUAUUUACAUUUAUAUCCUGCUCUUCUCCGAAGACUCAGGGCGGCUUACAGUGUGUAAGGCAAUAGUCUCAUUCUAUUUGUGUAUUUACAAAGUCAACUUAUUGCCCCCCCAACAAUCUGGGUCCUCAUUUUACCUACCUUAUAAAGGAUGGAAGGCUGAGUCAACCUUGGGCCUGGUGGGGCUUGAACCUGCAGUAAUUGCAGACCGCUGUGUUUUAAUAACAGGCUUCUACAGCCUGAGCCACCACGGCCCUUGGUGAAGGGUAUGAAUGAAGGAUAAAAUCCCUCCGUUUCAAAUGUUUCAUAUCCCGUUCAGAUUCCAUAAAAACAAAAAGCAUUUUAACAUCCUGAGGGAAUCACGGAGCCAUUUUGAAGCCAUUGGCUUUUAUUUGGUCACUCAGAAGAAAUGCCAGAAGUUAGUUUUCUAAGGUGUUUGUCUUCUGAAAAGAUGUCCAAAUAAGUUAUAUCGUACUGCGUGACGAUGCUGUGGGUCCUAUUUUAACUUUUUUGUGUGAAGAUGAUCACAUGUGCUCCGGGGUGGGUUCUACUUACCUUUCUACCGGUUUGCAAACGGGGCCCCGCGCGCAUGCGCAGAAGCUUCCUGAUGACGUCCAUAUGAGUGCGGAGAGCCUCCUGCCGGUUUUACUACCGGUUCGUGCGAACUGGGGGCAACCUACCACUGAUGUGUUUGUUGAUCAGCCUUGAGAAGAGCAAAAUUAGGAGAUGGACGUUGUCUAAAUAAGACAGCGUUGUUCAAUUUUGGUAACUAAGACUUGUGGACUUCAACUCCCAGAAUUCUGGGAGUUGAAGUCCACAGAUCUUAAAAGUUACCAAAAGUUUGGACACCGCUGUGCUAAAAGCAAACUUGAGUUGCGAAGUGGCAGGAUAAACGUGUGUUCUCUCGUGUCCAGUUACCAGUCGAUUUGUUACACAAAGCCAUAGAUGCAACCACAAUAAAACCAAACACUAAAUAUGGAUUGCUACAGAUUUGAUUUGGGAGUAGGGGCUUACCAAUUCUUCGUCCAAACACGUUAAGUCUGAUUAAGAAUUAACUUUAGAAAAACCAGCCAAACCAUCGUUCCACACGAUACCUGUAUCAAACCAUCCCACUAAAGCCAUAGUUUACCCACAGAGGAUGACAAGAAUGCAGCAACUGUAUUUUGUAAUCUGAAUUUUAGGAUUGAGCGCAUUGAGUCCGUAAUAAGCUUUUUAAAAAUGCAGGUACAGAGACCAGGGAGAGCGGGGGAGGAAAUCACUUAUUAUGAGAGAUUGAGCACCUAGGCAAUUUAGCUGAAGUUAAAUUCACCGAACAUAAAGGUAAUUUCCUGCAGGGACACAAUUAAAGGGAUUAUGGUAUAUAUUUCUUUCCCUCCUGAGUGGACAGUGGUGUUUUUUGUAGGGAAUAGGUAAUUAAUCCGCAAAAUACUCCCUCAGGGUUACAGUCUCAAGUCCCCUUAUCAACAUCCUUCCACAAAAAAAAAAGGGAGCAAAGAAAUUAAAACCCAGCAGAACAAACCUUGGUAUAUAAACUGCUUGAAUAUAUACAAUUUGGCACCUGCUAUUCUUUCAGCCCUUUGGAUAAAUGUCUUGAGGAUAUGACAAUUCCCCUUUGAACUUGUUGUCGGAGUGAUGCUUGGUUGCCGCUUGUUAAAUAUAAAUAUAUAUAUAUAUAAUUAGAAUAAGCACAUAUUUCAGUUUAAUCUUCUCUACUCAAAAAUUAUUGCAAUUUGGUUUUGCUAAUAUGUGAAUUGCAGUAUUCAGGGGUAUCCCAUCUAAACUUUCAAAAAAUUUAAAUGCAACGUUAAUUGAGUUGCAUCCCGCCCCCCCACCCCACCCCCAAAAAAAUGCCAGAGGACUUAACUUAUGUUAUGUUAUGUUAAGAGUAGGGGUGUCCAACCUUGGCAAGUUUUAAGACUCGUGGAUUUCAGCGCCCAGAAUUCCUCAGACCAGCUAUGGAAUUCAGUUCUAGGAAUUGAAAUCCGCAAGUCUUAAAGGACUUCGAUUCCCAGAAUCCCGCCUCCCACCAGCCAGUCAUGCUGGCUGAGGAAUUCUGGGAGUUGAAGUCCGCAACUUGCCAAGGUUACACACCACCCUGGGUUAAGUAGUAAUCAUAUUUGAAAAGUUGAUGUCUGUUUUUAUUGACUUUUUCCUCCGUUCAGAUGGGUUAAUCAUAAGCACAGCAAAUUUUUGGAUCAUGUUGUUAGCCAGCCAAGGAAACGUAUUGGAAAGAUUCAUAAAAACCCUGCCAAUUUAUUACUAAAAAAAGAAAAUCUUCAGAAAGUCCGAAAAUAUACAAUUAAACAAAGGAGAUUCGUUGACAUGGGGAGAAAAACUAAUUCAAAAAUCAUCUGGAUCGGUUAUUUUUUUUAAGUGCUGUUUCUUAAAUAAUAAUACUAAAUGCACACGAAGUGUUAAAUAUGUAUAUACUGUAUUUCAAAAACUUAAAAUCCUACAAAAUGAACUGGGCACAAGAUUGUUAUACAAGUCGUGCUGGCUACUUUUUAGUUUGUAAGUGGUUUUUAAAAGCCUUUUUUAACGUGUAAUUUGCAUGUUCUACUUUGAUUGUAUGUAAACAUAUUUUAGAGCAAAAAUGUAUUUGUAUUUUAUUGAAUAUAGAGGCGAGACGGAAAAAAAAACUUGUACAUUUGUUUGAAAUGUUCUUUUUGUAACGGUUUUUAUUCAUGAAGCAUUUUUGUACAUUUAAAAAAAAACGGAUACGGACUUUGUUGUUAUUUGAAAGUUAGGUACAUCUGGCAUGCUGAAAUGUCAUGCUUUUUUCAUAAUUGUAGAUGUUGGUUUUUAAACAAUUUUUUUCUAAAAAGGAGCUCCAGUCUUCGCUACCAAAUCAGGUUAGCCCAGUAUAGAGCACUUAACUAUUAAAAGGAAGAUAAAAAAAAAGAAAAAAAAGAGAAAAAAAGUUAAUCCUAUUCAUAUGUUAUUCAUUGUGUGAAAUUAAAGGAAUUCAAAUCAG
Messenger RNA from Ahaetulla prasina, 13079 nucleotides. It is a transcript of the gene SETBP1, whose product is annotated as SET binding protein 1. NCBI's taxonomy places the organism in Eukaryota, Metazoa, Chordata, Lepidosauria, Squamata, Colubridae. The coding region runs from base 691 to 5331 and encodes 1546 amino acids. The transcript has 5 exons. Gene Ontology annotation, molecular function: DNA binding. The record is from RefSeq and is a predicted model, not a curated record.